AUGACUAAGAAUACUGCCAAAAAGCGAGCUGCUGGUGGUGUUGCUAGGCGACUCAGUGGACCUCUGGGAUCGCCGGUUGCCUCUCCUCCUCCAGCAAGCCCAAGUAGUGAGGGGGAGGUUGAGGUAGUACAACCAGAUGCCCACAGCUCAUGGUGUCUUAUUUGCCAUGACGGUGCUGAGGGAGACGUUGUGCUCUAUAAGUGCAGUGCUUGCCCUUGGGUCAUGUGUAGCAGGUGCCUUGAUGUGCCGUCUGACUCUCGCAGCCUGGUGGCUCAACUGGACAUCCUUUUUUGGUGCCUUAGCUGUCAUACUGGGCGCACCCAUAAGGUGCCCGCACCUUACUAUGGAUUCUACAGAGGGAGCCUUCCGGCUCAAGGAGGAGAACCUGCUCUGCAGGGUUACCUUCAAUUGAACGGCAGGUUCGAGACUGCAUCAUCUGCAGCAUUGGCUGCUGCACCCAUUGCUGUCAUCCACUUCAUUCUGGGUGGCAGUAAUGAGGUUGUGACGCCCGUUCCUCUGCUCUCUCACUAUUUGGAGCACUACUUUCCCAACGGUGGGUACAUUUAUAUUGAGGACGCCCGCAUCACCCAGCUCAAGUCUCACCUUGCGCAUAGCGGACGUGUCUUGGCCUUCUUCUCCGAUCACUCCGAGGAAGAUAGUGGGUGGCUUUUUGCUGGGAGAGAGAAAGGUAAAUUUGUCGCUAUGAGCAUCUCUCAGCCCCUAUUUGGCAUCCUUGGUGGUGCCAUCAUGAUGUUCCUAGUGUGCGGCUCAGUUGUGGCCCAUGGUGACACCUUUAGUGAGCUCCAGGAAGCUCUACUCAACUACGGUGUCGCAUCCUCCAUCAUAUUCUCUGCCAAACACUUUCAGCCUCUGGUUGCCACCCACUUUUUGCUCUCUCUAGCGGAGCAAGUGAUAAUCGAGGACCUCGACAUCCGCACUGCAUUCCCUGGUCUUCUCUCUCCCUCUCCAGUCGCCUUGGACAACACACGGACGUAUGCGCGAGCCCACAUGCAGACCCAACCUUGGGGUAUCCCAGUCCCUUCACAGUGCCCUCUCUGUGGGUCCACCAAUAGUUGGUCAGAGAGGGUCACCGUCAAGGUGUCUUAUGAGCCUCUUGACCCUGAUGCUCCAGCCGAGGCUCCUGUAUCCAGUAAUACGAAGGCUAUCAGGCGAUACUACCUCCAAUUUUUGACUGAUGAGGAUGACUUACGGCUGGAAGAAAAGCUUUUGGGAGAUGAGCUGGAGGAUGAGAUAUCUACCUUGUCCCCCGAGGAAAGGGAGGCAGCAGCCCGUCCUAAGGAUGCAGCCUUCUACAAGAAGGCAGUUACUGACUGGGACGUUGCCCAGAAGCUAUUUAAGCAGGAGAUUGACGAGUAUGACAAGGAGGAACAAGCAAAGUUAGGGGUGAAGAAUGAAAUCAAGUAUAGAACCGGUCAUACUAGAGAUUGGUUCAAAAACAUGACCCCUGCACAACAGAAGGAGGUUGAGAAUGCGAGGGAAAAGUGGAAUAGGGACAGUGCUCCUCUGGAAUCCCAGACGAUGUAUCGAAAGAGGCACCUCAAAAGAAUUCUUGAUGACUUCGCUGAACAAAUGUGUUGUACUAUGGGAUGUUGGGUUAUGAUCCUAGCUAGUCACAAGAAAUCUGCUGACCAGACUCUAAAUGUCAUUGUUCAUGAGUUGAAGCCGGUCAACAGUAAAAAACCCUUUACUCAGAGUUCACGAGGGAAUAAGGAAUGGAUCUCUGAAGGGUUUAAAAAAUUCACAGAAUGGUCUAAGUUAGAAUUUUACCUGGACGAAAAUGAUGACCAGUCAACUGAUGAUGAGGAGGAUGACGGCAAGGUCAGCCCACCUGAAGUCAUUUUGGACAAAAAAGGGUACCCGAAGCUUCCCUCCCGAGCUGGAGUUAGCACCAGAGGGCAACAAGAAUUGGUGUGUCAGAUAUUCCGUGCAUCAUACAAGGUCUUUACCAACACUAACAAACCAGUGCCUUGGCACAAGGUGGUGGCAAAGCCCUCUCUCUACCUGGACCUCAAUUCAAUCCCAGAAGGCUUCAUCUUGAGAGACCCAUCUCAUAUGAGGGCCAAAAAUAUCAAUGAGCUCUGGGCUCACUGGCAGGCUAGGAAGGAGGAAAAUAAGAAGCUGGUGAUAUUCGUUGCGGGUAAAAUAGGUGAUAUGAGCAAGGAGCUCCUUAGGGACACGGUUCCCCACCAGGAGAAAAUGAAGAAGAUGUAUGUCGAAAUUGAGCCAGGCAAACCUAGUCAUGUUACAACUUGGAUGGUAUCUGUUGGCGAUGCUCAAACAGAGCGUGUGUCGUCAACAGUCGAGGACGUCCUUGGGCUAGCCCAAGUCAAGGGUGCAAAUGAGUCGGCUGCAGCAGCUUCCACAGGUCGUACAACAGCAACGGCCAGCCGACCUUCAGGUGCUCAGGAGGGUGCUCCUGCAACGGUGCCUAUGAAGGAUCGAAUCCCAUUCUUGAAGUCUCUGAGCAGCAACAAUGAAUACCUUCUUUUAGUUGAGGGCAUCAGAGACUUGGGCAAGAAACCAAAUUUUAACCAGCAAAAAGAAUGGCCUGCCUGGGCAACUUGGUCCUGGGAAGAGUCUUACCUUCUGAAUGAUGUGCACUGCGUGGAUGGUGAGGUGCAGAAGUUUUUAGAGACAGCUGCAUCUAUCAAGAUCUCUGGCUUGUCAUCCGCAAUGGAGUGUAAACGAGCCAUUGAAUAUGAGGCUGAUGAGGUCACCUUCCAGACUCCCAGUUACAUUAGCACCUCAAUCUUGGAUAUCAAGGUGCUUGACAUGGUUGUAGAGUCGGUUAACAAGGAAAGUUCUAUACUCGAUAACACUGCUGGUGGAGGUGGACUUGGAGCUAAAGAUGAUGCUCAUGAUCACAAAGAUAGUGUGAAGGGAGUUGUCGAGGCAGAGAUGAGGCAGAAGCUAGCAGAUGAGUUGCAGAUGCUUCAGAAGAAUAUUGCCAGGAAUGAGAAGUUGCUCCUAGAAAACCAGGAGGAGGAGGACGAGAGGCGGUUAGCUGAAGAACAGAGAGUUGAGGAGGUAGAGCAAGAUGAGGAGGGCAAGGAGGGCAAGGACGUGGAGGUGGAGGUGGAGGUGAAAGGGAAAAAAAGAGCCAAGUCCAGUGGUUCUCGAAAGCCAUCCAAGAAGGUCAAGGUUGAUAUCCGUCGAUCCUCCAGAUCUAGGCAGCCCACUAAGAAAGCCAUGAAACUUUAG
Messenger RNA from Suillus bovinus, 3222 nucleotides. RefSeq lists its product as uncharacterized. The record is from RefSeq and is a predicted model, not a curated record. The transcript has 17 exons. The coding region runs from base 1 to 3222 and encodes 1073 amino acids. NCBI's taxonomy places the organism in Eukaryota, Fungi, Basidiomycota, Agaricomycetes, Boletales, Suillaceae.